Molecule: messenger RNA, 3956 nt
Organism: Myxozyma melibiosi
Lineage: Eukaryota; Fungi; Ascomycota; Lipomycetes; Lipomycetales; Lipomycetaceae
Exons: 2
Coding region: 152-3742 (1196 amino acids)
Biological process (GO): cell migration; regulation of Arp2/3 complex-mediated actin nucleation
Cellular component (GO): plasma membrane; lamellipodium
Source: RefSeq, a predicted model, not a curated record
CAUACUAAACACCCGUAUAAACAACACCACAACAGAAGCCACCGCGCCUCAAAUAUCGCCGUCAACUCUUCUCUCCUCCAAAUCAUCAUCAGAAUCACCACUUUUCACCCCAAAUCCCCCGCUCUACGACCUCCUCGGCGCUGCUCUGCAAAUGCCGUCGUUUCUGCGUGCUCACUCGACGCGCGCUCAGCCGUCGGUGCCUCCGCAGCUGCCGGUCCCGCCCGCGUUUCUGCCGAUCGAGGCCCCGUCGCAGGUCAACAGCAACAGCAACAGCAGCAGCAGCAUUCAGCAUGUAAAUACAAACACAAACACAAACAAACAAACGACGCUCAGCAGGACCUCUUCACGCGUCUCCUCUUCCUCCGCCGUCUCCUCGCUCUCCGCAUCGCCCUGUCCGCCGCCUGCGCCCUUCGCAUCCGCAUCUGCAUCGCCUUCCGCAUCCGCAUCUCCUUCCGCAUCCUCACCCUCCAACCACCCCCCUCCCCAACCACAGCCUCCGUCCUCAGCCAUCCUCCACUCCGGCGAGGUCAUCGCCUCCGCCGGCCUCCUCCGCGGCAAGAAGCGCGACUUCAUCGUCCUCACCCGCUCAGAGAUCCUCAGGUUCAAGUCCCGCGCCAAAGCUGCCGACGUCUUCCCUGCUCUCUUCCCCGUCCGCCGGAACCCGUCCUCCGCCUCCAUCGCCUCUUCCCUUGCCUCGGGCUCCCAGCACACCGCUGACUCCCUCCCCGAGUCCACCAUCUGCACUCUCGAGAGAAUCACGGCCCUCUUCGAGCUCGGCCCCCUGCAAAUCGAGCUCGCCUACGUCGACGACGCCGCCUUCCCGCGCUCCUUCAUCCUCCAGCUCCAGACCCGCGCCGAAGCAGAGACAUGGAUGCAGAAACUCUACUCCGCAAUCCCCAAAAUCACCCUCGCCCACUCCCUCCCCCAGUCGACCCAGGAAAGCCUAAAGACCUACCUGCGCACCCGGAACGACUUCUACGAGCCCACUUUCCGCGCCUUUCGCGUCGUCGUCCAGCAGACCGUGCCCGCAAAGCACUCCUCCACAAAAAUACCCUCCUCCUCCGACGACCUCACCAAACUCGCAAACCAAAACGCUCACGCCUUCCUCGUCGUCGGCCACUACGCCCUCCAUCUCUUUGCCGUCGACUCAAAGCCCCCCAGCACAAUCUCAAACGCCCACGGUCUCCCCCCUCAAAUCACUCCCCUCUCCUCCCACGGCAUCGUCUCUCUCGUCCAUCUCGCCAUGUCCCCCCGCGACUCGACCCUCUACCUCUCCUUCCGCGCCCCGCUCUCCCCUAUCCGAUCCCUCGAGCUCGCUUCAUGCGCCGCAAAGGACAUCAUCCAGACCGUGCGCUCCUGCAUCGAGCACCUGCGACCGUGCUGGUCCGAGUACCCUCUCACCAUGGACGUGCCCGAAUACGUCCAGGACGAGCCUCUAGUUCCCAUCCCCUACACCCCCUCGACCGAAGACGACCCUAAUUACGGCUACAACGGAUUCAACAUGACCUUAGCUGCCUACUGUGUCGCCUUUGGCAUUCCUUCUGCUAGAAGCAAUAUAGCCUUUGAGAUCAUCUGGGACGAGGACAAUGGACUCAUCUUCAAGCUCCUGCCUCCCCGCCACAGCAAGACCACUACAAACUACAACGGAGGCGCAGGCGUCGCGGCGCCAGAGUACAGCAUCCUCGAGGUUCUCGCCGUCAUGCGGGCCCUGCGCUGGAACGAGGCGUUUGGCGGCAUCUCAUUCUCCGGCGUCUCGCUCUCGCGACUCGUCGACGUCUACGACCACUACGCCUCCAUCGAGCUCGACCAGACCCGGACCGCCACCGGCAGACGCAUCUCGAAAUUCAUGAAGGGCUUACCCAUCCUCAAGCUCGAGCUGCAGCUGCUCAUGCUCUGCUCUACUGCCCUUCGCAUGCUCGAUCUCAACGGCUGCCUGCGCCCGACCACCGCGGCAGCCGCCUACGCGGCCGCGAGCAUCGCGCCUGGAGCCGAGCACGGCUGCGGAGCUAUAGACGCGCUCAUGCAGGUCGCCAAGCGCGCGACCUCGAACGUUGACUCGUUUGUGUUUUCAAACAUCCAGAUCGACCUCUACGACUUUGACUACCUCGUCGACGUAUCCUCCACGCGCGCGGCGCAUCUGCGCAACGUCGAGAUAGCCCACUGCGGGCUUUACGAGCGCGAGAUCUCGCUUCUCCUGCAGGCGCUUGAAGUGCACGAAAAUACGCUCGAGGGACUUGAUAUUUCUGAAAACCCGGGCCGCGUGUCGGUAUACUCGCUCAACGAGAGCCUUUAUAGAUUCCAGUACAUGCGGAAUCUGUACAUGCGCAAGCUGCUCAUCACCUCUGAGGACCUCCCCCUGCUCUCGUUUGACACGCUCGCCAACAUGCGCCUGAAGCGGCUCGUACUUGACGGCACUCGUCUGCGACCGGUCUCGGUCGACCAUCUGUGCACGUACCUCGAGUCAUCGACCGCGUGCUCGCUCGUCCAGUUCUCGAUCCAAUCCUGCCUCGUGACCGGCCGCGACGUCGGCGCGAUGCUUUCCGCCAUCGGCCGCUCGCGCUCGACGCCCCAUCCGGAUCUGACGGUGUACAUCGGCGACAACCCGAUCUGCCAGACCGGUUUUGACGUGUUCCUGACGGCGCUAACGAGCCUGGGCGGGAAGUUGAAGCGGAUUUCGAUGCCGCGGCUCGAGUUCUCGCAGGAUAGCAUGCUGUGCUCGUUUUUCCUUGUGCUGGCGGACCCGCGGUGUCAGCUCACGCACCUCGACCUGUCGCUCUUGCUGAUUCCGGACGCGGACGCGUCGGCAGAGGCGUGCGAUUUGCUGGGCGAGGUGUUUGCGCAUAACAGCACGCUGCGAUCGCUGAACCUGACUGGCGAGACGUCGAAGCUGCAGGUUGCGCGGGUAGGCCACGGGAUCGGGCGCGCGCUGGGCCGGUUGGCGGAGAACGACACGCUGCGGGAGUUAUUCCUCGAAGGCAACGAGAUCUCUGUCGACGGCGCGAUGGUGCUUGCGAAAGCGCUGACGACGAACCGCGCGCUGCGACGGAUCCAUCUGGAUGACAACGACGUCAAUCUGCAGGGCUUCACGGCGAUCGUCAACUCGAUCGUCGACUCGGGCAACACCGUGAUCAGGUACGUGAGCCGGCCGUGGCGGGACCAGGAGCGGCAGCUCAAGAACCUGCGCGAGCUGUGCGCGCGGCUCGAUUCCGAGAUCUCGGUGCUGCGGCAGCAGAAACGGCCGCAGUCGUCUGACUCGUCGCCGCGGUCGUCUGCCUCUGCGCACAAGCACUCGCGGUCGAGCAGCACGAACGGAAGCGGCAAGUCUGUGCCGCUGAGCGGCGGGAGUGCUGUCUCGCCGUCGAUGGCGGCGGCGUUUAGUAGUCCUGAUAUCACGCUGAAGCUGGAGGCGAAGGUUAAAGCGACGGAGACGAUUCGCGUGCUGGAGCACGAGUGGAAGAAAGUGUAUGAUCGGCUGGACGGGUACCUCAGCCGGACGCGAUCUACAACUUCUUCUUCUUCCUCGUCGUCGUUGUCGUUGGUCUCUGCGUCUGGCGCGUUGGGCGGGAAACGCCAGUCAUUCGGUUCGUUACCCGCCGGAACGCGAGCGUCGUUCGGCAGCACGAUCGUGCCUGACGACGAGGAAGACGAGGAGGAGGAGAAGGUUAGGAAGGCGUGGGAGAGGCUGAAAGGCGCGGGAAGGCCGGGGCGGAAGGUUAGUGCGGGCGGGAGGGUUGUCAAGUGAGUAGUAGUCGUUGACUAGUCGUCUGUAUAUGUAUAUUUGUCGCCGCUCUGCAAGAAGAUAUUUGUGUGUGUGUUGGGAUGUAUCACGGGAGUAAAUUGGGCGUCUUUUGUCUGUGUUUUUGCUAGUUUAGUACCAUAGUUUGUUGAUGCAAUCAUCUGUGUUGGUUGUUUAAUAUCUUGAAUAUAUAGCGUAUAAAUGUACAUUGUCUACUAUA